GAGACUCCAGGCAGUUGACAGCGGAGGAGGAAACGGUCGGCCGCGGAGGUGGAGGAAGAGGAAGAGGAAGAGGAGGAGGAGCUGCAGGAGGAGAAGAAGGAAGAGGAAGAGGAAGAGGGGAGGACGAUGGCACGGAGUCCCAAGGCGAAGAGCCUCCUUCUUUCCCCCCGCUCGGCCUCUUAAGGAACGGCUGCCCUGCAGGGCUCCUCCGCGCCCCCCUCCUCCCAAGAAGCUAGGUUCGCGUCCCCCCCGUAGCCCCGGGGCUCUCCGGCCGGCCCAGCUCCGGCCACACGUCGCUCGGCCUCUACCAGGCGAAGGUCCCGUCGCCGCGGCCGCCGCUGCUCCUCCCUCCGAGCAGAGCGCCGGAGGGGAUGCCCGCUGGCAUGUUCAGCAUCGACAGCAUCUUGGCGGCCAGACCCCGCGGGAAGGAGUCGGGGCUGCUGCACCAUCAGCACCAGCACCAGCCAGCCCAGCCCGGCGCGGCGCAGCAGUCUCAGCCCAGCGCGGCGCCCGUCGUCUUCUCGGCCAGCCUCCACGGAGGGGACUCCCUGUACGGCCCCGCCGGCGGCGACUACGGCGGAUAUUACUCGCGGGCCGUGGCUCCGGCGUCUAACCUGGCCGCCCUCGGUGGAUCUAGGCUGGGGAGCUACGGCAACUAUUACUACGGGCAACUUCACGUCCAGGCAUCGGCGGUGGGGCCCUCUUGCUGCGGCGCCGUGCAGCCCUUCGGCGCUCAGCAGUGCUCCUGCGUCCCGGCAACAGGCUACGAAGGGACAGGCUCGGUCCUAAUGUCUCCGGUCCCGCAUCAAAUCCUACCCUACAUGAACGUGGGCACCUUGUCCCGGACUGAGCUGCAGCUUCUUAACCAGCUCCACUGUCGGCGGAAAAGGAGACACCGCACCAUCUUCACAGACGAACAACUGGAGGCGCUGGAAAACUUGUUCCAGGAAACCAAAUACCCCGAUGUGGGCACCAGGGAACAGCUGGCCAGAAGGGUACAUUUAAGGGAGGAAAAAGUGGAGGUUUGGUUCAAGAACCGCAGGGCGAAAUGGCGGCGACAAAAGCGGUCGUCUUCAGAGGAGUCAGAAAACGCCCAGAAAUGGAAUAAAACUUCCAAGACGCCUCCAGAGAAGCUACAAGAAGAAAGCAAAAGCGAUUUGGACUCUGACAGCUGAUGUCUUGGACACCCGUGUACACACACACACACACACACACACACACACACACACACACACACGCAGGCGCGCCCGGACGAAGCUGCCGGUGGGGCUGGACUAGAUGUCUCUUGGCCGCUUGCACGAGAGACGCUGGCAGCUCUUGCACAGAC
This is a messenger RNA of Crotalus tigris (Tiger rattlesnake), 1327 nucleotides long. It is a transcript of the gene GSC, whose product is annotated as goosecoid homeobox. Gene Ontology annotation, molecular function: RNA polymerase II cis-regulatory region sequence-specific DNA binding; DNA-binding transcription factor activity, RNA polymerase II-specific. Gene Ontology annotation, cellular component: nucleus. The transcript has 3 exons. The record is from RefSeq and is a predicted model, not a curated record. Gene Ontology annotation, biological process: regulation of transcription by RNA polymerase II. Lineage: Eukaryota; Metazoa; Chordata; Lepidosauria; Squamata; Viperidae. Bases 372 to 1175 code for a protein of 267 amino acids.